AGGAGCGGUGGGCGGGCGCGCCUGCUGGCUGCCUUGCUCAGAGAGAGCCGCGCCGCGCCGCGCCGCUGGGAGUGCGGGGCAGCGAGAAAGAGGAAGCGAAAGCGGCCGCCGGGCGAGAGACAGGGACCAGCUCUGCCGCGACCCGGAGCCAGCAGAUGAGCCUCGGUGUACUUGGAAUCUUCUGCUGAGUAACAGCUUCUUUUGCUGAAGAUGUCUAAUAAUGGUGUUGAAGCCGAAGACAAGCCUCCAGCCCCUCCAAUGAGAAAUACCAGCACUAUGAUUGGAUCUGGAAGCAAAGAUACUGGGACUUUAAACCAUGGCUCAAAACCUUUGCCCCCCAACCCUGAAGAAAAGAAAAAGAGAGACCGAUUUUACCGAUCUAUAUUGCCAGGAGAUAAAACCAAUAAAAAGAAGGAGAAAGAACGCCCAGAAAUUUCCCUCCCUUCAGAUUUUGAACACACAAUUCAUGUUGGAUUUGAUGCUGUCACAGGAGAAUUCACGGGUAUGCCAGAACAGUGGGCUCGGUUAUUGCAGACCUCCAACAUCACCAAAUCGGAGCAGAAGAAAAACCCCCAGGCCGUGCUCGACGUGCUAGAAUUCUACAAUUCCAAAAAGACCUCCAACAGUCAGAAGUACAUGAGUUUCACAGAUAAAUCUGCAGAGGAGUACGGUUCAUCAAAUACAUUGAAUGUGAAGGCUGUAUCCGAGACCCCUGCAGUACCGCCGGUUUCAGAAGAUGAAGAUGACGAGGAUGAUGCUGCUCCACCCCCAGUGAUAGCUCCACGACCUGAACACACAAAAUCAGUAUACACCCGUUCUGUGAUAGAGCCCCUUCCACCACCUCCUACCAGAGAUGUGGCCACCUCGCCUAUCUCUUCACCCUCUGAAAACAACACAACAUCCCCUGACACAAUGACCAGGAAUACAGAGAAACAGAAGAAAAAGCCGAAGAUGUCAGAUGAAGAAAUCUUGGAAAAAUUAAGAAGUAUCGUGAGCGUGGGUGACCCCAAAAAGAAAUACACACGGUUUGAGAAGAUCGGACAAGGCGCUUCAGGCACAGUAUAUACUGCAAUGGAUGUAGCUACAGGUCAGGAGGUUGCAAUCAAACAGAUGAAUUUGCAACAACAGCCCAAGAAAGAACUUAUAAUUAAUGAAAUCCUUGUAAUGAGGGAAAACAAAAACCCCAACAUUGUCAACUACUUGGACAGUUACCUCGUAGGAGAUGAACUGUGGGUAGUUAUGGAGUAUUUGGCAGGCGGCUCCCUGACGGAUGUUGUAACAGAGACCUGCAUGGAUGAAGGACAAAUAGCAGCUGUGUGUCGAGAGUGUCUUCAGGCUCUGGAAUUCCUGCAUUCAAGCCAAGUUAUUCACAGAGACAUCAAGAGCGACAACAUUCUACUAGGAAUGGACGGCUCCGUCAAACUAACUGACUUUGGUUUCUGUGCCCAGAUAACACCAGAGCAGAGCAAACGCAGCACCAUGGUGGGGACACCUUACUGGAUGGCUCCUGAAGUGGUGACGCGGAAAGCUUAUGGGCCGAAAGUGGACAUCUGGUCUCUGGGAAUCAUGGCUAUUGAAAUGAUUGAGGGAGAGCCCCCUUACCUCAAUGAGAACCCCCUGAGAGCCCUGUAUCUCAUUGCCACCAAUGGUACUCCAGAGCUGCAGAACCCUGAGAAGCUUUCGCCCAUAUUUCGAGACUUCCUGAACCGCUGUCUCGAGAUGGAUGUAGAGAAAAGAGGCUCUGCCAAGGAACUGCUACAGCACCAGUUCCUGAAAAUUGCGAAGCCCCUUUCUAGUCUCACUCCUCUGAUUAUUGCCGCAAAAGAGGCAGCGAAGAACAACCACUAACGCGGAAUCAUCAUAGUCAUCGUGCCAAGUCUUUUCAAUGUUCAUUUCAGACCCUGAAAUGAACUUCCUGCUCCUUGGGGGUGCCCAAAACUUUCAUCCGCUGAGAGUGGGCCACAGAAGUAGUAUUUGUUGAAUGUUAAAGGAGGCAUUGCUGAUCUAAAGCCGUGAACAGCCUUCUCACCCUCUUUGUGGGAGAAGACUAUUUUGUAUGGUUGACAAGGUCUUUGUGAGAAUCUCUGAGCCUGAUGUAGCAAAGCCAGUUUGAUUUCAUAUCUCUUACUGUGUUUAUUUUUUAACAUAAGUGUGGAGCCUUAGGCCAUGUUUAUCUUAAUAAAUUAAAUCUCUCGCUGGCUGCAUUUUCCCUGCCUCUGCCCAGCUCAGUUGUUACACUACUGAAACUCCUGCAUGCUUCGGAUUACUUGAAUAAUGGAGCAGCCAGCAGAAAUCUGAACAGCUUUAAUAACUGAAAAGGGGGCUGCAAGAGUAUGUAGCACCCGAACACUUCCUCAGUGCUGCCGGACGCCUUGACAGAGAGAGCUGAAAUAUUCCGAAUGAACUUUCUGCAACCAUCGGAGGAUUUAAUUCAUGGAUCACCUUUGUGCUAUGUCUUGUGACUCAGCCUCUGAUUAAAAGAUCCUCUUUCUGUUUUCAUCUCAGAUUUGUAGGCUUCCGUUUUCAAUUCUGCUAAUUAUUAGAUCACUUCCAAAAAAUAAUAUUUCUGGUGCGUUAGAAGGUGAAUCGCAGAAGAAGGUGGCAGGCCUAUUUUUAAAACUAUUUCAUUUGUAAAGCACAGCUUGUGUUAAAGAAAUCACUGCUCUGUAUCAUAAAACACUGAUACAGUGGUCACCAUUACAAUAUCACCAUUUGCCCACAGUUUGCCACAGUGGUAUUUGAGAAAGUAUAAUUUCCUAUGCCAAGUUCAGAUGCUGUUGGGUAUGGUGUGUGUGUGUGUGUGUGUGUAAGCUAAAUAAUCUGUUUUCUUUAUCCUGUGAUUUAUCUGGAGAACCAAGAGGGUUGUUAAUUCCUCUGGUUGCCACAGUUUUUAAAGCAUCAGGAAACUUGGAACUGCAUCUGAGUGGAGAAAUCUGUGUCCUAAACACUGGACUAUAACCAGCUGUAUGUUGAUUUUAAUAAAAACUGCUGCAUUUCUGACCUCAGGGUGGGGGAGAGAGGAUUUAGAGGAUUAACUUCAGUCAUAAACACACUCCUCUCAAAUUGGACUACUGUUCAUGCUAUUCUUUGUUUGCCACUGGGUGUCCAGAGGUGAUGGCUAAAGUGGUAGGUGCAAACUAGAUUAUUUUACACUCGGAGUUCCCUAGACCUGCGUAUAUCCAAUUAUGAACAUGAUAUGGAGUCUAAGCAGCUGUAAUUUCCAUACUGAGGAACCAGAAGAUCGUGUAAAAAGGCAUGCGUUAAAGUCAGGUGGGAGCUGCUGUCUCACUCUCUGCUGUUGUUUUCCUUGCCAUGGCCUCCUCUUCUGGCCCCUUAUGGUAUAAAUUAAACCAAUGUAUGAGGGCUUAAAUGAUGGAGGAACCUCCAGGCCUACAGCAAAUGGUAAUAGUGCAUAGUAGUUCAGUCCAACUCCUAGGUGAAACCUGUAAUUGACCCUUUCUGCUUGAAUACCAAUGGAUUUUUCUUCGUCUUCCUCACUCUGGUCUCUGCGUCUUCCCUUUUUGCAUAACAAGUUACUGUGUUUAGCCAUAAUAUCUGCCAGAUGUACAGUAUUUGGGAGAUGGAGGACCAAGAGGGUUGUUAAUUCCUCUGGUUGACACAGUUUUUAAAGUAUCAGGAAACUUGGAACUGCAUCUGAGUGGAGAAAUCUGUGCCCUAAACACUGGACUAUAAUUUUCCAAGUGAACUUUAAUUUCAAAUGCCUCAUCUUUUUAACAAUUGGUUUGUAUAGUUCAAUCACCAUCAGGUACAUACACAUCUCCUGGUGCAGAGCACUUCUGCUUUUCAAUAUCUUAUGUACAUUCACUGUCAUAUGAAAAUGCAAGCAGUUCCUUUGCUGGUAUGAAUGUAUCUACACUAGAGGCUUUUGCCAGCACAAAUCACACCUUACACGUCCUUGUCUGACAUAGUUCUGCCUGCAAAAGUCUGUAGUUAAGAUCUCGCCUAAAAUAACCUGGAUUAAGAUGCUUUCAGGGCCUCACAGCUCGACACAAGUUAAAACAGGUUCAACUAAAAGGAUGAUCCGAGUCACUAUUUUCCCCAGCCCACCAGCUGAAUGUUCACAGCAUGUUCACAGCUCGCAAUAAGAUCGUAAUUUUAAACUCCAGUCAUUAAAAAUCCCAUUUGUUCACCUUUCUGUGAUUAAGGAUUUCCCUGGACAUCUGUUUCUGAGUAGCCUUGGAUUUCUGGGUGAACACCUAGGACUCUGAGAACACCUCAGAGUUACAAAAUUUUGUCCUAGGUGUUCACCCAGAAAUCCAAGGCUAGUCAGAAACAAGAACACCCCAGCCCUAGGGGAAGUCUGAUCAGAUAGACACUCCCUGGGGAAUUUGGACAGAAGUGGAAGGGAAGUAGCAUUGCCUUGAGUAAUUGUUGGAUAAACGAGGGGUUUAUUUAUAUUUUCCCAGGCACUGUCUGAUUGGCCCAUGUAAUGGGAAAUGGACUACAGGCCACAUCCUCAGCUGGUGGAUAUCCGUGUAGCUCCACUGAUUUCAAUGGAAAUACAUUGCUUCAUGCCAGCUGCCCGACAUCUCUAAGACAAAGUCCUUGUAAAUAACAGGGAUUAGAACCUGAUCCGUAAAGGCACUGUGGGUCCUUGCCUCACAGUGGGAGCCCGGAGGGUUGAGGAGUUAUUUAGCACCUCACAUGAUUAGACUCUAUCCAUGUUGGCUGCUACCAUAAUUGAGCAUGGGUGCUGGUAGCAGGAUUGCAGCACAACUUCCCCUGACCAAGGAUUACUUCUUAUAAAUAACCAUGUUAAAUCAUGCUUCAGGCUAUCCAUCGCCCAGGGGGGACUACAGUCAGAAGGAACCAUCUAUUCUUUGGCUUCUGUCCCUCAGCUAAUUUCUAAUCCAUGGUGGUGCUUUGCCUAUGAUUCCAUCAUCACUACUUAGUUUUCUUAAUAGCUUUCUGUGAGAGAUUUU
Trachemys scripta elegans is the source of this 4943-nucleotide messenger RNA. It is a transcript of the gene PAK1, whose product is annotated as p21 (RAC1) activated kinase 1. The coding region runs from base 211 to 1848 and encodes 545 amino acids. Gene Ontology annotation, cellular component: cytoplasm. The record is from RefSeq and is a predicted model, not a curated record. The transcript is spliced from 16 exons. Gene Ontology annotation, biological process: regulation of MAPK cascade; protein phosphorylation; regulation of actin cytoskeleton organization. Gene Ontology annotation, molecular function: ATP binding; protein serine/threonine kinase activity. NCBI's taxonomy places the organism in Eukaryota, Metazoa, Chordata, Testudines, Emydidae.